Pristis pectinata (smalltooth sawfish) is the source of this 786-nucleotide messenger RNA. RefSeq names its product vitamin K-dependent protein Z-like. Gene Ontology annotation, cellular component: extracellular region. The transcript is spliced from 6 exons. The record is from RefSeq and is a predicted model, not a curated record. Lineage: Eukaryota; Metazoa; Chordata; Chondrichthyes; Rhinopristiformes; Pristidae. The coding region runs from base 46 to 609 and encodes 187 amino acids. Gene Ontology annotation, molecular function: calcium ion binding.
CUGGAGGAUCUUGCUUCAGAGUGCAGAAAGAAUUCUGAAAUUAAAAUGAAUGAAAUUUUGAAAAACAGAAAAAUCAUCCUUCUCUUCCUGUGCAGCCAGGUGAACUGCUUGUUCCUGCAGAAGCCGCUGGCCAACAACUUCCUGUCCCGUGUGCGCAGGUCCAAUGUUGGUCUGGAGGAGCUGGUAGACAACAACCUUCAGAGGGAAUGCUUUGAGGAAACGUGCUCGAAAGAGGAGGCUCGGGAGUGUUUUACAGAUGAAGGGCAAACUGAGCAGUUCUGGAAGCAGUAUAAUGGUUCUUCACAGGAGGUAGAUGCAUUGCAGGAGUACACUGCUCCUGGGAAGCAGGGGCCGAUGACCACAUUACCACCAAACACCUCUGUGGAGGGGCACGGUCUGAGAGAGCACACUCAGGAUCUAGAGAGGUUCAGCCUUGAAUACCCCUGGAACAACUGUGACCUGCCAUCCAUCCUCACCUUCCUGAGGGAACUCACUGAAAAGCAAAAGAAAAUGAGAGAGUCUCACCAGAAGCUGAUUGAACUCACAAAGGACAUGAUUCAUUUGGCAACCACCUCCCUCAACAGUCUGGAAAACAAUCUUAGCCAUUGAAACAGAAGCUUUAAAUGUUUCUGAAAUUGUUUAAUUUGAAUGCAAACUCAGCGGGUCACUUUCAGUUAGGAGUGUGCAGAAUAAUUUUCAGAAAACAUCAAUAUUUCACCUUUGCUAUAAAAGUUGAACACUAUGUAAAAUUUCAGUUACCUGUCACCUUGGAAUAAAAUACUUGCC